This is a messenger RNA of Bradysia coprophila, 1966 nucleotides long. RefSeq names its product transmembrane 7 superfamily member 3-like. Gene Ontology annotation, cellular component: plasma membrane. Gene Ontology annotation, biological process: negative regulation of programmed cell death. NCBI's taxonomy places the organism in Eukaryota, Metazoa, Arthropoda, Insecta, Diptera, Sciaridae. The record is from RefSeq and is a predicted model, not a curated record.
CUUUUGUUUUUAUCAGCUGUUGACCAGCAAAUGUAGUGGUUGCCUCAUUCUUUUUCUGAUGCUGCUGUCGGUUAUACUACGCGAUUAUUCUUGAAUUCAUUCUCUAUAAUGUGCGUCUUCCGUUGUAUUUGUUUGUUAUUAAUCGUUGCGAAUUGUGUUCGAUGCGAAAAACAACUCUUCACUUCCAACCACACCAUCAACUUAGGUUCAAUAAUCAUAAUCGACGCUUCUCAGCCGCCCGUCGAUGACAUUACAUUUUAUGGGGAAUACUCAAUGAAAGCCUUCAGCAUCAACACAAUCAGUGUGUACAAUUUCACCGAUUCAAAAUACGGCUUCGGAAUACUUCAAGUGCACGCAUGCUGGUAUAAUUUGACCCUGUCAUUCAACAAAACAAUUCAACCAAAUUUCUACGAAAAUGGCACCAAUUUGGGCUUCACAUUGUAUCCAUCACGACAGAAAACGCAAGACGUCUACCUGCACAAUUACAACUACUUUACAUCCGUCAACAUAAGCGUUGCACUCAUAAUGUACAAUAAAACGACGCCCGAACCCGGUGGCUGCAACAUGGAAUAUUCAGUGGCCAAUGCACCUGUUCUGGUUGUUACCUAUCGCAAAGAGUACAUAAGCAUUGACACUCCAUUGGCAGCAUAUCGCGCCGAUGAGACUAAUGAAGUGAAACGAUGCAAUGUCAGUCUAUCCUAUAUGGGUUAUCAUUUGUUUUUGAAGCGGGGUGACUAUACGUGUCGAUCACUGUUCGAUGGCAUCAAACGCUUAAUGACUAUCGGCAGUGCUAGGGAUAACGGCAUUUUGGGAGCAUCAGUUCCGGGAGGCGUAGCCCAUAGACGGAAAUAUGCAGCGAUUCCUGGAACGGGAAUUGUUUUCCAAACGAUUGUUUCAGGGAAAUGGGGUACAUCGUCUUAUGUGCCAGCGUUUAGCAUAUCGUGUUCACCAGCACUGUGGGAAACCAGCUGUAACAUUUUUGAUACGGCCACAUACCACGUUUUGGCUGGAAUAUUGAUCACAGUUGGAAUUAUUCGAGGCUAUUUCAGUCAUGUUUUGAGGGCAGUCAGCGUUUUUAUCGAUGGUUUCAUUUUUGGCUUACUUACGGUAUUCUACACAAUUUACUUGUAUGAUGCUGAUAUAUCCGAAGAUAAACUUGAACAGUUUCUCAUCAUUGGAGCCUUAUUUAUCGCCAUUCUGGUGACCAUUUUGUUCAUGUGCUUCGAAAUACUACACAAAAGUUGCACGCUCAUAUCGAAUAUCAUUGUUGGAUACCUGUUGGGUGCGUUCAUCGUUUACUUCAUCGAUGAUUAUUUCUACGAUUUCAAGAGUUACGGUUGGAUGUACGAAACGGUUUUUGUCGGAAGUAUAUUGGCAGUAAUGAUCGUAAUAACCGUUUGCCCAUCACUUGGACCACUCGUUCUGAGUGCCACGUGCGGAUCAUUCUACAUCGUUCAGGGAUUGUGCUACAUUUACGGUAAUCAUUUGAACUAUGUCGUUUUCAAUGCGCUGCGAUAUACAUCAGUGGACGGUUUUCGGAAGGUGCAUUCGACGCCGGCAGUGAACAUUGAAGACCUUUGGUUCCUACUACUUUGGUUGGUAUUGGGCAUUUCUGCAGUUUUCUUCCAAUUAGAGCUACGAAAACAGCGACAUUAUUCGGGCGAUAUUACAGAAAGAGCUCCGCUUAUAUCCCGUAUGACUCGCGGUUCGGAUGAAGUGUUUGAGUCGCCCGAAUCAAACACACGCUUUUUGAAGCAGCUCCACAGUCGACGGAAUUAGUGGAAUGGAGCCGGAAAUGAGAGAAUUCCAAGACUCGUUAAUAUUGUAGAGCUCGAACUUUGGCUGUUUGUAUAAUUUAUGAGGACAAAUGAAGGAAUAAUUGGUUUGAGAGUAAAAAGGAAUUUUGAUUUUGUUGUUGUUAAGAAGCGCGAUGUAAUUUGAUUUGAAUAAAAACAUUUAAUAAAAA